Molecule: messenger RNA, 468 nt
Organism: Desarmillaria tabescens
Lineage: Eukaryota; Fungi; Basidiomycota; Agaricomycetes; Agaricales; Physalacriaceae
Exons: 1
Coding region: 1-468 (155 amino acids)
Source: RefSeq, a predicted model, not a curated record
AUGUAUGCUCGGUUCCGGGCGGACUUAUUCUUCGUGUAUCCUGAGCCAGGGAACGGCUGCCAGAAAUGGAGACCGUCGUGGGAGCAAAUCAUGACGAAACCUUUGCCAGCGGAUGUCUACGUUGAUGCUCGGGUUUAUAGGGGUGAGGCGGAUGAUUCCGACUGGUGUUAUGGGAUCCGCAUUGAGAAGGCUUUCGUGCGAGGGUUGGCUGUGGUGUCCACGGAAGAGGCUGAUCGAUGCGGAGAGUUGGUUAUUGAAGACGCGGACGAUGGGACAACGCGUGCCUUCAAAAUUACUGCCACACACCCACACCCAAUACCCGAAGAUAGGUACACAGUGAUAGGGACCCAGGCUUUAGUGAGGGGAGUAGGGGAGUAUUGGGUGAUCGGGCGAAGAACGCCCAAGAACUGGAAUUCGAGAAAGUUUCUGUGUUUAGAAUGGCGGACCACCAGGAAAGAGAGAGACUGA